AUGCCUGUCACUGCUGCUGCUGGCGGCGCUGGCGCCCAGUUCAAGGAGGCCUACACGGCGGUGCCUGGCUCCUGCACCAGCGACACCCACUGCGGCCUGUACUCGUUCUGCAACGACGACGGCAUCUGCGAGAGCUCACUGACACAGGGCCGCAUUCUCGGCGGCAUCAUGCCCACGGCUACCGUCGUCGUUGUCGCCAUCUUUGGCGCUUGCGCCGCCGCCAUCGCCUGCGGCUGCAGCUCGUACUGGGCCUCGCCAGGCGCCCGAUGCGCUUCGCCCGGCGAGGCCGGCAUCGAGCGCGCAGUCCUCUCUGCCCAGGCUGCCACCAUCUGCUGCAUUGUCACCGCUCUGGCCCUCGGCCUCACCCUCGGGCUCUGGUCGGCCGACGUAACUCCGUCUGCGCCAGGCGCAGGCCGCAACUGCACCUCGCUACAGGCUCUGGCCUGCGAGCCCUACUUUUGCGAUCUCCGUGUCGAGCAGUGCUUCACCGCAUGCUCCACCCAAGCGCACUGCUCGCUUGGCGCAGAGUGCAAGGCCGGCGUCUGCGUCUCCACCCGCACCAAUCUACCGUCCAACUCGGAGGGGCAGUCCCAGCCCAAGAACCCGGCCGGCCGCGUCGCCGCCAUCGCCAUCUUCUCCGCCCUCGGCUGGUUCUGCCUCUGCUCGGUCAGCGCCUUGUUUUGGAACAUCAACGCCAACAAGUCCGACUACGAUUGGUACUUUUGGUCCAAGUGCUGCGCCACAACAGGAUGCAUCGCCAUUGCUCUUGGUCUUGGCCUAGGCCUCGGCCUCCCACGCGCCACCAUCGUACCUAUCAUGCCGGCCAUCAACUCUACCACAUGCGCUGGCGACCGCGCCUGUGCCCCGUACCUAUGCAACGAGGACAUCGGCGCGUGCUACGAUGCCUGCGCCACCUCGGACGACUGCUUCACCUCGUUCUCGUGCUCGGCCGGCAAGUGUGUCCCCGGCUUUGCCGGCGUCGAAGUCCGCUCCGUCUCGGUCGGCGGCACUGUCGCCAUCGUUGCCGCCAUCGCCGUCUUUAUCUGCUGCUGCUUCUCGUGCUUCUUUUACAAGUGCGACCCGUGCAGCGUGUACAACCAAGAGGAGCGCAUGGUCGGCGGCCUCUUCUGCGCUCUCCUCUUCACCAUUGUUGUUGUCGUCGUUGCCGGCCCGCUUAUUGGCCUUGCCAAGCACGACGUCGAGUUUGCUCAUCCCGCGCCACUCAAUGGCACCGCUCACUGCGCGCAGGCCGACGCUCUCGCCUGUGCGCCCUACUACUGCGACCUCACCUCGUCCAAGUGCCGUGCCUCGUGUGCUGCCGACGACGAGUGCAUCACCGGCGCAAAGUGUUCCAAGUCAGGUGAGUGCGUGUACGACGGCCCGUCGCGAGAGUCCAUGCUAGACUCGAAGCGCCGUACUCUUCCGGCGUGGGCCACCACCAUCAUCGCCCUCGUCAGUCCGCUCCCGCUUGUAGUCCUACUCCUCGGCGUCUUUAUUCUCUUCACCGUCUUUAGGAACACCCGGUACGUCGUCGAUCACGAGUACGACCUGGCUCCAGCCUCGUGUAAUGGCGCCAUUCUCUGCUGUGUCAUCAUUGCCCUCACUGUCGGCCUCGCCCUCGGCCUCACCCAGGUCGCCGGCAGUCCGUCGCCGCACGCCGGAACCGUCACCCCGCAUCUUGCCCCGGCCUUUCCUACAUGGUUUGUCGUCACUGUCACCAUGGCGGCCGCAUGCGGCUCGUGCGGGCUUGUCCUUGUCAUCGCGCGCUGCACCCUGUCGCUUCCGUGGCGAGCCGGCGUCAUGUCCCUCGUAGAGUCCGACUCCCACACCGCUAAGGCCUUCUCCGCCUUUUGCUACCUUGUCAUUACUUUUGCCGUUGUCAUGACUGCUGUCGGCGUCGGGAUGGGGACCCAGACCAAGCUCGUUGUUCCCGCCGCGCCUGGUGCUGUCAACGGCACGUCGUGCGUGACAGCCACCGACCCGCGGUGCUUCCCCUUCCGCUGCGACGUCUAUGCCGGGACAUGCUACGACUCGUGCACCACGUCUGAAGAGUGCAUCGAUGGCCAGCAGUGCCGCGCGGGCCAGUGCGCCACACCACCGUACAGCGGUCUCCUGCGCCCGCGCAGACUCAGCGCCGUCGUCGUCGCCGGCGCGGUUCUCCUCGCCUUCUCGCUAUGCUUUAUCUGCAUCUCGUCGACCGCCGGCUGGCGGCCGCGCGCCCGACUCUGGCUCUCGGGCUUCCAGCGGUACCGGGUCCCGCUCAUCAGCGUCACCUCGUGCUGCUGCGCCGUAUUCGUGGGCGUCGUCGUCGCCAUGCUGCUCCUCAUGUGGAGCCGGGUCGACGAUGUCGCACCGGUGGCCGCCACCGGUGCCGGCGCGCGGACCUGUCACCACAUCGCUGACCUCGCGUGCGCGCCGUACCUGUGCGACUCGAUCACUUCGAGCUGCUACAAUGUCUGCUCGUCUGACCGGCACUGUCAGGACUACUACGAGUGCGACAAAGCGGCCGGAAAGUGUGUGUAUGCCUCGCGAGACUGGGCCCGCUUUAUCGGCAACAUCCUCAUUGCCGUCCUAGCCACCGGCCUGGUCCUUGGCAUGGCCUCGUUCCGACUCGAUCACUUGUACACCGCCCGCAAGAUGAAGGCUGCGCUUCGCCGCCGCGAAGAGUUCCUCCGCCGGCUGCAAGAGUUCAAGGCCCAGCAAGCCGCCAUCGAACCGGUUGUUCUUGACGUCGACACUCCAGUCGGUGAGGAUGGCCCGGACCCGACGCUGCCCACACCUGCCGGGGCAAGCGCCGGGGAAGGCGCCGCCUUUGACUUUGAAGGUGCCGAGCCCGUCGACAUGGAUGCACUGGCGGCUGCCGGUACAGCCGCGCCUGCGCCGCACACCUCGGAUGUUUGCGGCAUCUGCUACUUUGCCCCGUCAACUGUCCGCUUUGUCCGCAAAAACUGCACCCAUGGCUUCUGCAACGAGUGCGCGGCGUCGUCGCUGCAGAUGAUCAUCGACACUGACCAGUUCCCGGCCCGCUGCCCAGGCUGCCUCGCCGAAGACAUGGGCCUGGCGCCGGACGAUCCCAUGUUCCAAGCCUCGCUCAUCGAGUCAGGUAUCAUCGAGCGGCUCGCCCGCCGUAUGGUCAUCGCCAUCGACUUUGCCCGUCGCUUCAUCUCGCUCCAGCUGAUGAAGGCGUUUGCCUCGGACGACAUCGUCAUGUGCCCGGCGUGCUCGCUCCUCAACAUCAAGCCCGACUGGGAAGCGGUGACCAAGUCGGCUCCGAAUCGGUACGUGGUCACCUGCCCUAACUGCACCUCGGAGUUUUGCGCCGAGUGCCUUGGAUUCUCGUUUGAGCACGACGGCUACACCUGCGAAGAGUACGCCCGCGCCAUGGAGCGCGGUGACGACCGCCAGACCCAGGCUUUUAUUGCGUCGACGUCCAAGCCGUGCCCAUCGUGCGGUGUGCCGACGUCGCGGUGGCGCGGCCACGCCUGCCACCACAUCACGCCUGGAACCGGGUGCGUCAACUGUGGCCAUCACUACUGCAUCGUGUGCCUCCAGCCGCAUCCAUGCGGCGGCUCAGACCACGGCCUCUUCUGCGACGACCGCUGCGACUGCCUCCCGUGUCCCGACUGCAGACCCGGCUCGCCAUGUGCCCACUGCUACGGCGACGAGUCGUGCCCGUCGUGCCAUCCGCCCCGCACCGCCGACGCGAUGCGGAAUCAUGGCUUCACGCCCAACGACAUAAUCGGCGGCUUUGGCCUGCAGGACAUGGGUAACGUACCGCUGCAGCCCAUUCCACGCCCGCCGUCGCCGCCGCCGAUGCCGCACGAGCCGGGCCAUGCCCUCGACGAUCUGCUCGGCGACCUCGGCCUUGACUACGUCCCUCCCGGCUUCUGGGACCCCGUCAUUCCGCUCGCGCCAUCAUCGCCGGGCGAUGUCGCCGGGCCGUCGGGCGCCGCUGGGCCGUCGGCGCCGCUGCCGCUGGCCGCACAGCGCGAUACGCUCCUGCCGCCGCGCCGCCUUGUUAUUCCCGAGGCCGGCGCUGGCAUGACGCUCCACGACCACAUCCGCCUCAUAUCCGAGAACGGGCCGGAUCGGCUGCCGCCUGCACCGCCACCGCUCCCGCCACCGGACUGGCGCCGCUCGUGGCGCAACGCAACCUCGCACAUCACCGCCCGCUCGCCCGAAGUAGUUCCGGUCCCAGCCGCAACCAGACUCGCCCCGCGCCGGCUUUCGGACGCUGACGUGCACUCUACAUCGCGCAGCGCAAGCUCCGCUUCCGACGACGGCAUCCAGCUCGAGCCUGUUCGGCCGCGGCCGUCGCGGCUCCAGCUCCCGACCCGAGGCCCGGCCACCGACGGCCAUACGCCCGAGUCGGCCAACGAUCGCGCAUCGCCGCUCUACCUCCGCCGCGGGCUCAACCGGCUCGAGCUCACCCCCGAGGCCGUGACCAGCGCCUCAUCAGCAGGCGUCGACGACAACGCAGCCAACGUCUUUGACUUUUCCGCCUUUCCACGCACUGCUCGCGAGAAUCUGGCACCGGUCACCUCGCGCUGGCUCUCGCCGCUCUCCGCCAGCCGGGCCCACCCGGCAACCGCAUCACGGCGGCCACUCUCCAGCGAGUUCUUCCGCUUUGACGCGCCGCAGUCGGGCGGCGGCCGCGCCCUGCACUCCGCUGACGGGUCGACCCUUCCGCCUGUAGUGCGAACGCCGGCCUCGGCCCAGCGCCCGCGCAUCGCCCAGUUUAUGGCCAUCACCGGUGUUGCUACCGAGCGCAUCGCACGUAACUACCUCUCGCUCUUCAACUUUGACCUCGCCAGCGCCGUCCACUACCACAACGAUGUCGAGGCCACGCUGCAAGCUCGCAACUACAAGUCGACCGCGAGCAGCGAGUCUGCGUCUGAGGCUGCGCCACCGCCGCCACCGCCUCCUGUGCCUGCCCCUGAGGCUGCGCAUCUCUCGCCGGCAAGUCCCCGCGAUGACAUUAUCCACCAUCACCCACUUCCAGACUCUGAAGGCUCGGACGAGAGCGAGCUGACAUCGUCGGCGACUGAAACAUCAUCGACGGCCUCGACCUCGUCGUCUGCUAGCUGUGACGGUCGCGCUGCGCCAACCACCUCCAGUCAUGUCACCGUCUCGUCGUCUUCUGCUGAUCUGGUGUGAGAUCCAGCCUCGCAGCCGUAAAUCCCUCCUGCCGCCGGCAGCUGUCACC
Thecamonas trahens ATCC 50062 is the source of this 5206-nucleotide messenger RNA. RefSeq lists its product as uncharacterized. Lineage: Eukaryota; Apusomonadida; Apusomonadidae. The transcript has 2 exons. The record is from RefSeq and is a predicted model, not a curated record. Gene Ontology annotation, biological process: proteasome-mediated ubiquitin-dependent protein catabolic process; protein linear polyubiquitination. Gene Ontology annotation, molecular function: ubiquitin-protein transferase activity; ubiquitin binding. Gene Ontology annotation, cellular component: ubiquitin ligase complex. Bases 1 to 5157 code for a protein of 1718 amino acids.